GACCGUUGAUAGCGUAGCGUCGCGCGCGUCGCGCCAACAACAAUCGGACGAUUCAACACCAACACAACUUUAGUUCCUCAUUAACAGUUACAGUGGGUGUUUUGGUGUAACGGCAUAGUUCCUUGUGAUCUGACUGACACCUCAAGUGCUACAGUUUGCUAGUUUCGGAUAUUGGACAAGUGCAAAGUGACUGUGCGUGCUAUGCCGCAAUUCAAAGCUUAGCAGUCUACUGCGGGCGAUGCUCACAGGAGAGCAUGUGAUGCCGGCCUUUGACGCCCGGCGCCAUGCCCACGCCGCUGCAGCCCGGCGGCCCCGCUAGCGGCCCGCCUCCGGAGCGCAAGCGGCGCCGCAAGCGCGACGACCCGCAGAGCUCAGCCGCGCUCGAGCCCGACGACGACGACGGCGACAUGAGUCCCGAGGAGGAGCCGCGCAACGCACCCGCGGCUCCGGCGGCGCCCACGCCCGCGCCCUCGUCCGCACCCGCGCCCACCUCACCGCCCGCCGCGCCCGAUGCCGUCGACCUCACCUCGCGAAGAGACUCGCCGCCGCUCUCCUCCGACGUCGAACGAUUCGACGGCAAAAUCGUCUACAACCCCGACGGAUCCGCCUACAUCAUCGAAGAUCCCGAACUGUCUGAGGGCGAGACUAGCCUGCCCGACUUGCCUAAAAUAGAACCUGGGUGCAUAGUCGACAGCCGCGGCAGCAACGUCGAAAGGCAGCUUGAAUUCCCUCAGAUCGCCAGUGCGUUCUACGUAUCCAGAAACCCUUCGUUAUAUGGCGCACUGUACGGUAGACUAGCGGCAGAAAGAGCGCGGGCGAGGCCUGACGCGCCAGUGAUGCACAGCUACCGAGUGUUCAGCUUUCGCGGAGGAAAAGAUGCUCCUAGACCGCCCUCACCGCCAGCUGAGUGCCCAAUCAGCGUUCCUGUUAAACCAAUCCUUAUGUGUUUUAUAUGUAAAUUGAGUUUUGGCUACGCUAAAUCUUUUGUAGCACAUGCACAAUCAGACCAUAGUUUAUCGUUACUUGACUCAGAACGAGACGCCUUAUCAAGAGAAAACGCUUCUGCUAUCAUCCAAUGCGUUGGCAAAGAUAAAGAACCGCUAGUCUCAUUUUUAGAACCAGUAGGCACUGCUGCACCACCUCGUGCGUCAGUUUCUGACAGUCCUGCAAACAUGUCAGAGCUUUCAAGUCCUUCCAUGGACAAACGGCCAGAAACAGUGACCCCCGACAGAGACAAUGACUCAAUGUUGCCUAAUGGAACAUGCGAUGACAGAAGGCCUAGUCCAAAUGCUUGGAGACCACCAAGGUCGAUAGCAGAGUCCAUGAUGCCGCAGCAUUCCCUGAUAUCUGUAGCACAUCCUCAUACGAUAAAUGCUUCAGUACAACAACGGGUUAGUCCAAAUUCUUCCCCACCGUUCCAAGCAACUCCUCCAGCUUUCCUUUCGGGUACGACGAUAGGUGUUUGUCCAGACCACCUGGGGGGUAGACCCUCUGGUGCUGAUUGUCCAAAAUGUGAGUUGAUACUGAAUUCUGGAAGACUAGGUGGUCCAUUAGCUGGAAUGCAUAGUCGCAAUUCAUGUAAAACUUUGAAAUGCCCGAAGUGUAACUGGCAUUACAAAUACCAGGAAACCUUAGAAAUUCAUAUGAAAGAAAAACAUCCCGAAGCUGAGACAAGUUGCAUUUACUGCAUAGCUGGCCAACCACAUCCUAGGUUAGCGCGCGGUGAAACUUAUACCUGUGGCUACAAACCAUACAGAUGCGAGGUGUGUAAUUACUCGACAACAACUAAAGGCAAUCUCAGCAUACAUAUGCAAUCGGAUAAGCAUUUAAAUAACAUGCAAGAGUUACAGAAUGGUGGUAAUCCUGGAGAAGGAACUUUACCUCCUGCUCCACAGCAUACUCCGCCUGGUGUCCAUAAACCACCACUGCCACAUCAUUCGCCUUUAGGUCAAAAGCCAAAGCCCACUUUCCGUUGCGAUGUUUGUAAUUAUGAAACAAAUGUGGCUCGUAACCUAAGAAUACACAUGACAUCUGAAAAGCAUACCCACAACAUGCUGGUAUUACAACAAAACGUGAAGCAUAUGCAAACACUUUCAGCGUUACAUCACAGACAACAAAGCCAACAACAACUCGAAAGCUUGUUACACUUUCAUGGAGGAGACGCACCCCCUCCACCAAAUCCAGAAGCUGCUCUCGCUGACAUGGCUUAUAAUCAAGCACUUAUGAUUCAACUAAUGACUGGAGGUCCUGGUCCUUCACCACCUGAACUUGGCGCCCAUCUCGAUGUUGGCCUAAACCCAGAAGCAAUGGAGCCCCCACCAGAACCGGCGGAUCCUGAACCAGAGAGAACUUUCCAUUGCUGCAUAUGCAAUUGCUUCUCAACAGACUCUCUUGAAGCAUUGGGUCACCACUUAGCUCAGGACCGAACAAAAAUCAGAGAGCAGGAGAUUUUGGCUUUGGUGGCAGGUCACUACGUUUGCAAACUCUGCACCUACAAGACAAACUUGAAAGCUAACUUCCAACUACAUUGCAAGACUGAUAAACAUUUACAAAGACUACAACAUGUGAAUCAUGUUAAAGAAGGAGGGCCAAGGAACGAAUGGAAGUUGAAGUUCUGUGGUGGCGUAGGAACCGGUGGUGCCGGUGUUGGUGGAGUGCAAGUUAGGUGUUGUGCUUGUGAUUAUUACACCAAUUCCGCUCAUAAAUUGCAGCUUCACGCUGCCGGUGCUAGGCAUGAAGCCGCUACUCUAUUGUUGAGACAUCUUCGGGACUGUGCGUCUCGGAUUCCUCGUGAAAGACCCCGUGUGUACCGCUGUGCUCUCUGUGGCUUUGGUGCUCCUCAUCGCCUGUCACUUCUGCAGCAUGUGCGAUCUGUGAAACAUCUACAAAUGGAACAAAUUCAUCAACUGCAGCGCCGUUCUGAAGGCAAGGACCCCACUCCUGACGUUGCUGAACUCUUCCAAAUGAUUCCGCAACCACCAGAACUACCUAGCCCGUUCGAUCAACAAGAAAAUGAUAACAAAGAACCUAUCGAUCAGAAGCCAGAACUGACUCAAGAACAAAAAAUGAUGCGGUUUUUGGAACAGCAUCAGCAACAACAGCAAACACAACAACAACAGCAAGUCCAACAGAGUUCCAAUGAGAGGGAUGAGGAGCGCGAGACGCCCGGCCCACAUGCGUGCCCCUAUUGCAACUUUAGCUGUGGAAGCGAGGCGCGUUUACACGCGCAUGUUUCUUCAAUUCAUGGCGACACUGUGAGACAUUUUAUCUGCCCGCUGUGUCAAGAUGCAUUCAAAGAAAGACCGGCUCUCGAACGACAUGUCAUGCAAAUUCAUUCAGUCAAUUCAGAGGGCUUGCAGAGACUUUUGUUACUCGUCGAUCAAAGCCAUUGGCUAAACGGCGGGCAGUCGCAGCGAGAUGAAACGAAACAGGGAGAGGACGAACGUGAGAUUUCAUCGCCUCGAUCUGAGGGCAGUGCAGACGGCGAGACCGAACGUUGUUCGGCUUGUAACCGAACAUUCCGCAAUGUUGACGAACUUUGCCAACACCAAAACGAAUCUGGCCAUCUUGAACUAAAACAAACACCUCAAGGCCCUGGGUACGUGUGCUGGAAAAAAGGAUGCAACCGUUAUUUUGAAGCGGCCCAUGCCCUACAAAACCAUUUCAGGGAAGCCCACGCUCGUAACUCGAUAGCAAACAUGUCUGUAUCAGAAAAGCAUGUUUACAAGUAUAGAUGCAAUCAAUGCAGCCUCGCCUUUAAGACUGUAGAGAAAUUACAACUUCAUUCUCAAUACCACGUGAUUCGUGACGCCACCAAAUGUGUUUUAUGUGGGAGGAGCUUCAGAUCUGUACUCGCGCUGCAGAAGCACGUUGAGACAUCCCAUCCUGAGCUUUCCGAAGAAGAACUGAACGCAUUCAAGAGAAGCCUGGCGUCUAAUCCCUUGCUCCAAUCUAAUCAAGGCACGGCGUUAGACUCCGCCACUGCUGAGUUAUUACGCAAAGAAGCGCUCAGAACGCCAGAUGAUGAGUUGGCUGAUACGGAAGACAGAGACUCAAGUGCAACUGUCGCAGAUGAGUCGGGACAUAAUGAUGCUGAAAAUUCUGAUGAUUCAAUAAUCUACAAAGAUCAACAAUUCUUGGAAGAUUAUUUGAACUCUCAAGCCAUGGCCGAAGAUUCGUACAAUGACCCUAACCGAAAAUACAAGUGUCACAGAUGCAAAGUCGCCUUUACCCGUCAAUCUUAUUUGACCGCCCAUAACAAAACCCUCCUACACAGGAAAGGCGAAAAACUAACAUAUCCAAUGGAAAAAUAUCUAGACCCCAACCGACCAUUCAAGUGCGACGUAUGCAAAGAAUCGUUCACACAAAAGAAUAUCUUGUUAGUUCAUUAUAAUAGUGUGAGUCAUUUGCACAAAUUGAAACGAGCCAUGCAAGAACAACAGAAUAAUAACAACCCUCCCGUAUCGCCCGGAGCAGGCUCCGCGCCCUCUAAUUUGACACUCACACCGAAGAGCACGUCGAGUGAGGAGGACGACCGAAAACGCUACAAAUGCAAUAUUUGCAAAGUUGCCUACACGCAAGGCAGCACGCUCGACAUUCACAUGAGAUCGGUGCUUCACCAGACGCGAGCGGGUAAGAUACAAGAGCUGGCCGCGGCCGGUCACGUGGACUUGUCGCGACCCUUAGUAGAGCAGCCGGACAGGAACGACCCCGCCAAAAUUUUACAAGACGUUUUGUCGCCAAAAAACACAUCCCCUUCGUCUACAAGCAGUGGGGGCCCGCGCUCGUCGCCCCCCGCCCGGCCAGGUAGCCCGCGGUCCCCGCGCGCAGGUAGCGCCUCGUGCGAUCGUUGCCACGCGUCAUUUCCUACCGGGGAGCUCCUCGACGCACAUCGUGCGACCUCAUGCCCAUUCGGCGAUGCGCGGGCGCAUUCGCCACUAGGUGACGCAGAAGCAGCGGCACUAGACGAAAUGGUCGCCAAGGGCAACCCGCCCAAACGUAACUCACAAAUGUAUAAACAACUUUUAGAGACCUUUGGAUUCGACCUCGUCAUGCAGUACAAUGAAAAUCAGCGGCGAAAAAUGCAAGAAGAACGUGAAAUGGCGCGGGCGCCUAGUCCUCCGCCGCCGCCGCCGGAGGAGAAGCCUCCGGAUGGCGAAUCGAAGUCGACGUGCCAGCAUUGCAACAAGGAGUUUUCUAGUGUGUUCGUGUUAAAAACUCACUGUGAAGAAGUGCAUAAAGAUAAAGUUCCUUUGGAGUUCUUGGAACAGUUCGCGGAGCAGUUCAAAUCGGAGUAUGAGAGGAAGUCGGGUGCUCCGAAUUCGCCGCGGGCGGCGUCGCCGGCGCCUCAGGGUGAGAGGUCACCGUCGCCUCGCGGUGAUGGUGCUGGUAACUUCAGUGAGAAUGGCAAUACGCCAAGUGAAGCGCAGGCUGGUGCUCUAUUGGCCGCGCAAGUGCAAGAGAUGCAGGCAGCUUUGAAUAUGCUCCAGCUGCAGCAGCAGUUGGGCCAGCUGCAUCCGAUGGUGGCCCAGAUGCUGUCAUUAGGGUUGCCACUGGGCCUGAACGUGGGUGCGCUGGCGGCUAUGAACCUUCAGCCGCCGCUGGUGCCACUCAUGCUGCCUCCUCCACCCUUCGAUGCCAUGCCCUACGCCCAUGAUGCUCAACUGAAACAACAGCAGUUGUUACAACAACAACAACAGGCGAACGCUGCCGCUGGACAGAAACGCGCUCGUACUCGCAUCACUGACGAGCAGCUGAAGAUCUUGCGAGCACACUUUGACAUCAACAACUCUCCGAGCGACGAAGCGAUAGCCAAGAUGGCCAAGCAAUCCGGCCUCGCCACUAAGGUAAUCAAACAUUGGUUCAGGAAUACGCUGUUCAAAGAACGCCAGCGGAACAAAGACUCACCUUACAACUUCAACAAUCCUCCAUCCACAACGCUGAACCUUGAAGAAUACGAAAAGACUGGAGAAGCCAAGGUCACGCCUUUAGACACUUCUGCUAGCUCUGACGAAGGUAAACCACCUCCAGAAAAGAAGGCGAAAACUGAAGACAUGAUGGCACAACAAGAAGUUAAGUCAGAACCCAAUGAUGAAUUGACAAUGGAAGAGAAGUAUAACUCGUACGAAGACAGGCAUCAAGAGGAUAAAAGCUUUAUAUUUCCUCAAGCCCCAUCCCAGAGCCCUGCCCCGAGUGUGAAUCACUCUGACCAUCAGCAAAACAUUUCGCGGCCGCAGACGCCGACGCACUUGUCUUUGAAUUCCUUGAUUCAGUCGCAGUUAGACUCAAUUCCAGCUACGAGUAUACCACAGCCACCGCAUCCGUCAAUGUUGCCACCAAAGUUGAAUCCUAAUUUCACGUCCCCAAACUCCGCGCCCCCGAACGUCCUACCUUUGACCCCAAAUCGCAGCCUCAGCCCUGGCAGGGGACCGGCCGAUUUCGGACUUUCCGGGGGCAACUCGAACGGAUCCAACAGCUCGGGGUCUUCUGGCAAACGCGCCAACAGAACUAGAUUUACAGACUAUCAAAUCAAGGUUCUACAAGAAUUUUUCGAAAAUAACGCUUACCCAAAGGACGAUGAUCUUGAAUACUUAUCUAAACUGCUAGGAUUAAGCCCAAGAGUUAUUGUUGUCUGGUUCCAAAACGCCCGCCAGAAAGCGAGGAAAGUGUAUGAAAACCAACCAGCUGCAGAACCACCAGCAGGAGCUACCGAUGAUGCUAAUAGAUUUCAACGCACUCCUGGGCUUAAUUAUCAAUGCAAAAAGUGCCAAUUAGUAUUCCAACGAUAUUAUGAGUUGAUUAGACAUCAGAAAACGCAUUGUUUUAAAGAAGAAGAUGCCAAGAGAUCUGCCCAAGCGCAGGCUGCAGCAGCACAGGUGGCGGCCACUUUGAGCAGUGAGGACUCGAACUCAAGUACUGUGGAACACCACGCGCCUCACGUCCCGGUGUCACCGGCCCCUCCUCGUACCCCCACCCCCGCAGCUCCCAAUUACCCAGUGUCCCCGGCGCCCCCCGCCCCUCACACCCCAGUCACACCCCUCUCGCAUCAGCCAAGAGAAGAAAAAGAUGGCAAUUUUCAAUGUGAUAAAUGCAACCUUGUCUUCCCUCGUUUCGAUUUAUGGCGAGAACAUCAACUCGUUCACAUUAUGAACCCAAACCUAUUCCCCACAUAUCCUCCUGAUUCCCCUUUUGGCAUUCUUCAACAACACGCACAAUUGCAACAGCUGAAUGCUUCCCUGGGCAACGAUGACGCAAGACACCCUUUAGUAGCUGCAUUGAAUCAACAAGUUGCUAAAAGAAAAUUUGAUGAGUUUGAGGAGGUGGAAACUGGUGAGCAGCCGAAAGACAAGCGACUGAGGACGACAAUUUUACCUGAACAACUGGACUAUCUGUACCAAAAAUACCAAAUUGAAUCAAAUCCUUCCCGAAAAAUGCUCGAGAAUAUUGCUCGGGAGGUUGGAUUAAAAAAAAGAGUUGUACAAGUUUGGUUCCAAAAUACACGAGCACGUGAGAGAAAAGGACAAUUUCGUGCGCAUGCGCAAGUCAUCAACAAAAGAUGUCCCUUUUGUCCAGCAUUGUUCAAGGUUAAAAGCGCACUAGAAAGUCAUUUGAGUACGAAGCACGCAGACCAAUGUGCAAGAGGCGAAAUUAAUGUAGAUGCACUGCCGGAUGAAGAAUUGAGCACAGAAUCAACGCCAAGUUUUGGCUCCCAACAAAGUGACCGGCAGCAAAAUUUUUCCCAAGCGGGGGCUCCCAUGUUGCCCCCUAUUUUCCCGCCUUUUCACUCAGACAUGGAGAAAUUUAUCAAGCAGUACAGUGAGGAAUCAAUGAAACGUUAUGUAAGCGAACUACAAGCUCACGCGGCCGCCCAACAGAACGGUGGUAACAAUGAAAACAGUGAAAGACGUCCUGAACAUGGAAAAUCGGAGAUACCCCUAGAUCUCAGCAAGCCUGUUGAUCUCUCUCGGCCCGGCUCGGAUGCCGACGAGCGCUCGGACACAGCGUCAGAAACGAUGGAAUUCUACGAGGAAGACGAGCCGACAUCGCCGGUGACCGGCCAGCCGCAGACGCCGAGACCCCCCGGCAAACGCUACCGCACUCAAAUGUCAUCACUGCAAGUUAAAAUAAUGAAAUCAUUAUUCAGCGACUACAAAACGCCGACAAUGGCGGAGUGCGAGGCGCUAGGGCGGGAGAUCGGCCUGCCGAAACGCGUGGUGCAAGUUUGGUUCCAAAACGCGCGUGCCAAAGAGAAGAAGGCGCGGCUGGCGGCCGGCCUUUCGGAGGUGUCGGACGCGCCGCCGCCGAAGGAGUGUCGCGUGUGUGACUUCAAGUACAGCCACAAGUACUCGGUGCAAGACCACGUGUUCACGCGCGGGCACAUCGCGGCCGUGCGCGCGCGGCUGGAGAGCGGCGUGACGGCGGUGGCGGACGACGGCACGCUGGCGCUGAUGCAGAUGGCGGCGCGGCUCGAGAGCGGCCUGGGCGGCGAGCUCCACAACGCCUUCCUGCGGCCGCAGCUCGCCGGCAACGGUGAGUGCACCACUUGACCCGGCCCGCCGCCGGCGCUCCCGGGCGCCGCGCGACUCCGGCCCGAUUACGUAGAACCUCGCAGCGGCGAGUUUCGCUCGAUCGAGUGCAAGUGCGCUCCAUUCGAUAAUGCGCCGAUUACACACGACUCGAGCGAGGCUCUUUUCGUGCCGUGACGGUCGUUGCUCCAUUUUCCUACUAGUGAGUCCUUUUGUAAAUAACGUUUAGAUGUUACGUGGAAUAGUUUUAUUGAUAUCCUCACGUAGUGUUGGUUUAGUGAUUUCGAAUCUUUAAGAACGUCUUUGACCACUCUCGGGUCCAGUAUAAAUCGUCUUCUGAAUUUAAAAUAGAUGCCAUUUACCGAUAAAUAACUCAGCUAUUCUGUUUGUCUCAUGCGAAAGCUAAUGGUGGCACGUACACAGCCGAUUCAAUCUCAGAAAUUAUUUUGUAAUUCAAAUAAUUACCAAGUACCUAUCGCUCGAAGCGUGGCAACUGAUCGAAACAGUAAAAAACAUUUCUCAAUCUGCCGGUAAUAAUACAGGCUUAAAAUUAGUGUGAAAUGGAUUAUUUUUUCUGAGGCUCGGGUGCCAGAGAUUUGUUUUUGAUUAAUUGUGAAGUUAGUUUUGGUAUUUUUGUUCGGUGUUGUGUUUGUGGUCGGCGACGCGGCUGUCGCCAGAAGGCGGCGGGGGCGGCGCUGCCAUUCAAAUGCAAACGAAACACAACAAUGGCAGCGCUAGGACGCGUGAAGGACGCCGUAUAUAUAUCUAAUGGACCCGAUCUGACAUAUACAUUUCGCUCCACAUGAAUAAUCGAUUGUUUUCAUAACACCCAUCAAACAACUUUCUCGAUUUUUUCUUUCUUUCUCUAACGGUUCGGAAAACACUAAACACCAACACUACGUCACGAUAUAGCCUAGUAAUCUGUUGCAUAAUAUUAUUCUUCCUAGUUGUUCAUAUUUAAAACUCCUAUUAGAUAUUAGCGACUUGUCGAUUGUUGUAGGAUUGUAAUGAAAACCAAAUUAUAUAUUUUAGAAAAUUAAAAACGUUUUAGUUAUCAUGUAAAGUCAUAGCGAAGCCUGAAGUCUAUAUAACUAUUUAAAUAAGGUGCCUUUUAGGAUGGAAGUGUUUUGUAAAUUAUUAUCUCUGAACUCCACUGUAUAUAAUUAAAGUGUACAAGUAUACUAUUAGUUGUAAUGAUAAAGUACGCUGUAAAAUUGUCUCCGAUCACUGCUCGUAAUAUGUUACGAUUAGUUAUCUAUAUAGGUAUAAAUAAAUAUAUUGUUUGUUUCGUCGAGGCGUCUUAAGAACUUGUGAUAUAACUGUAUAUCUAAUUAGUGUUUCGCAUAUCCUUUGCAAAUAGCUUGCGGCUGAAGCGCGAGCAUCAAAGCACUGAAAUACAUACAGACAUAACAUAGUUUGUCGGUUUUACAUAAUAAUAAGUCAGUCGUGUGGGGUCGCGCCGGCUGCAGUUUUUGCUAUUCCCUAACAUUUACAUAAGAGUGUCCCGAGAUUGGGGAGUUAGGCGAUAUGCAAAUAUUUUCUUCAAAUUUAAAUGUCCCGAACAAUCAAAGCUCGUGCGACGCCUGCCGCACCGCAACCGGCGCACGCGCCGCGGGUGUCGCCAUUCUUCUAUUUAUUUAUGUGGAAAUUUUUACCUACGUCUAUCGUCUUGAUACGUCUCUAUUGAUCUUUCAAAUGCAAAUAUUACACCUUACGACGGAAAGCAUAAUGCGGCGUAUUUACACGCAGCGAGCGCGUACAUGCGAGUACAACAUUCGCCUUAUGAUUUAGAGUUUUUAGAGCAUGCCUAUUUGCAUAUCGCUUUCUUUUAUUUUUAUUUUUUUGUUUUGUGUUAUGUUUGUAUUUAUUUUUGUUCUUUGAUUUUAUUCUAAUAUUUUGUUUCGUGUAGAUAUUAUUAUGUAUUCGCACCAUGCGAUUGGUGUUUUAUUUGAUAUUGACUUUGCCUCCAAUUACGACUUCCAUAAUUUUAUUUUAAUUUGUAUAAUUUAAUUUUAAAGUAAUAACUUGCGAUCUGCAUUUACUGUUAUUAAAAUGAACGUUGUUCAGUAGUUGUUUGAUACAAAGUCCAGUGCCAGCCAGUGAAAGUAUUCUUUGGUAAUUUGGGCGACGCACUCGUCGCGAUAUGAAAGAUUUUAAAGUCUUGUAAACUGAAUAGUAUUAUUAUAAUUAUUAUCUACAGUUAUUAUAUUUGCAGAAUUCGUUGAAAUAAAUGCAAUAUUUAUAUUAUUGA
Ostrinia furnacalis (Asian corn borer) is the source of this 10776-nucleotide messenger RNA. RefSeq names its product Zn finger homeodomain 2 (gene zfh2). Gene Ontology annotation, molecular function: RNA polymerase II cis-regulatory region sequence-specific DNA binding; zinc ion binding; DNA-binding transcription factor activity, RNA polymerase II-specific. Lineage: Eukaryota; Metazoa; Arthropoda; Insecta; Lepidoptera; Crambidae. Gene Ontology annotation, biological process: regulation of transcription by RNA polymerase II. Bases 285 to 8546 code for a protein of 2753 amino acids. Gene Ontology annotation, cellular component: nucleus. The record is from RefSeq and is a predicted model, not a curated record. The transcript is spliced from 4 exons.